This is a messenger RNA of Benincasa hispida (wax gourd), 841 nucleotides long. Its product is annotated as small ribosomal subunit protein uS12. Gene Ontology annotation, molecular function: structural constituent of ribosome. Gene Ontology annotation, biological process: translation. Gene Ontology annotation, cellular component: ribosome; small ribosomal subunit. NCBI's taxonomy places the organism in Eukaryota, Viridiplantae, Streptophyta, Magnoliopsida, Cucurbitales, Cucurbitaceae. The record is from RefSeq and is a predicted model, not a curated record.
UAAUGGGCCGAAAUGAACCACGCUCUCCACUCCAAAUUCCCAUAUAUUAUCGUUGUUCACAGUCCAUAGUUUUUUCUUGAGGACUAGGGUUUUGGUGCAGCUCCUCGUCCUAAACUUUCGAAGCCCUCGCCGAAGCCGCUCUCUCUGCAAACAUGGGGAAGACAAGGGGUAUGGGAGCUGGGCGCAAGCUGAAGUCCCACCGAAGAAGGCAAAGGUGGGCUGACAAGGCCUAUAAGAAGUCUCACCUUGGCAAUGAAUGGAAGAAGCCAUUUGCCGGGUCUUCUCAUGCUAAAGGCAUUGUGUUGGAAAAGAUAGGUAUCGAGGCUAAGCAGCCAAAUUCUGCCAUUAGAAAAUGUGCCAGGGUUCAACUCAUCAAAAAUGGAAAGAAGAUUGCUGCAUUCGUGCCCAAUGAUGGAUGUUUGAAUUACAUUGAAGAAAAUGACGAAGUGUUGAUUGCUGGAUUCGGUCGUAAGGGACAUGCGGUCGGAGAUAUUCCUGGUGUUCGAUUCAAGGUCGUGAAGGUGUCUGGUGUAUCUCUUCUUGCUCUUUUCAAGGAGAAGAAGGAGAAGCCAAGGUCUUAAGUUUGCUUGGCAGAGCUCAUCGUCUUCUUACAGUUUUCUAUCCAUAAUUUUAGAGUAUUUUUCAGAUCUUGAUUAUUGGUUGUUUUGGACUAUAAUGUAGUUAUUGCGCCCUUCCUUGCAGUCUGAUUUUUGACAUCGUUUGACUGAAUUCCUUUCAUUUUGCUCUGAAAACUUUUGUUUAUUAAGAUAUCAACCGCCAUGGCCAUCUUUGAAUGAGUUCAUUCUGCAUUGUCAGGCUAAUUAUAAUUAGCAUAUUUCUC